Messenger RNA from Scaptodrosophila lebanonensis, 6201 nucleotides. It is a transcript of the gene psq, whose product is annotated as probable serine/threonine-protein kinase yakA. The record is from RefSeq and is a predicted model, not a curated record. Gene Ontology annotation, biological process: regulation of transcription by RNA polymerase II. Bases 870 to 3749 code for a protein of 959 amino acids. NCBI's taxonomy places the organism in Eukaryota, Metazoa, Arthropoda, Insecta, Diptera, Drosophilidae. The transcript has 10 exons. Gene Ontology annotation, cellular component: nucleus. Gene Ontology annotation, molecular function: protein binding; DNA binding.
GUUAAAGUUAAACAACAUAAGAAACAUACAAAGUGCAAAGAAAACUAGUGCAAUCGCUUCGUAUUUAAGAGAACUGCUAAAUAUAUUUAAGUUCGCAAAUUACGAAAAACAAACGCAGCAAAGCAGCUGAAAAACCAAUUGAUCGGAAUGUGUGUGGCUGCGGUAUUCGUGUGAGUGCGUGCGUGCGUAUGAGUGAGCGAGCGAGAACGUAGUAAAAUUUUAAUGCUAAAAAAAAACAAAUUAAAAUAAAAAUAAAGCAAAAAAAUUGAGCCUACAAAAAGAAUAAAUACGAAAUACAACUGCAAAGAGGUCGGCGGCAAACUGAAAACACGCGAAUACAAUUAGUUAUGUUUGUGUAGGUGUGCAGUGCAUAAAAAUAACUAUAACAGGAGACACAACAACAGCAACAAUUGCGGCCCGCUACUCAACGCAAACUGUAAUCUUAAUCUAAAAGUAUAUAUGAACGUAAUACGUAAAAGUGUCGGCAAAAAAAUUGAAAUUAAAAAUUCGUUUAACGAAUCGAGUGCAGAAAAUUAUGCAGUAAAUUGAACUGCAGUGGCAGCGCAAUGAUGAAGGUGCAGCGUUAGCGCAGAGCUCUUUCAAAAACAAAUUGCAACAAGAGGAGCGUUGCAGCCACGAGUGCUGUUGAAUAAGCGCUAAAAUCAAAAAUACAUACAAACAUACAUACAUAUGUAUGUAUAAAUAGCAAAAAGCUCCUCAAGCCACUGGACUCAUUAUCUAUAGCCGAACAGGAGGAAAAAGGGGAGAAUUGUAAAUUUAAGUGCGGCGUGUUGAACACGGAACCCGCAAUAGUUAACUUAAUAAUAAAUACAUCCAGCUAGGCGAACUAUAUAACAAUCGCCUCCAAAAUGGCAGCCGUUCGUGGUCAUCAGUACUUCAGCUUGCGUUGGAAUAACUACCAGAACACGAUGACCUCUGUUUUUCAGCAGCUGCGCGAGGAUCUGUCCUUCGUCGAUGUGACCUUGUCUUGCGAGCAUGGCUCCCUCAAGGCCCACAAGGUUGUCCUCUCUGCGUGCUCGACAUAUUUUCAAAAACUGCUGCUUGAGAAUCCAUGCAAACACCCGACCAUCAUACUACCCGCCGAUAUCAUAUUCACAGAUUUGAAAACAAUUAUUGACUUUGUUUAUCGCGGCGAGAUCGAUGUCACAGAAUCGGAGCUACAGGGACUGCUGCGCACCGCCGAACAGUUGAAAAUUAAAGGUCUCUGUGAGACAGCUGAGAAUGCGGAUGAUUUGAAUGACGCAGCCACUGCGACUAUAACCGUAUCAGAGAAUAUUCAGCAAACGGUUGUUGGUAAUAUUGUAAAUACAACAAUAGUACCGGGAGCGCCCUCACCCACAACUGAGCAGCAACAACAGUUACACGUGCAGCAGCAACAGCAACAACAACAACAAUUGACCAACGCUGCGCUUCUAUCACAACAGCACCUUGGAAGUAAUCAAGCGUCGGGCCAACUCCUGAGUACAGCGGCCGGCACAAGUCUGCAGGCACAACAGCAGCAGACGCAAACGCAGCCAACGUCGCAGCAAGGUGUCCGAAAAUCGCGUCUACGCAAGCGCUCCAAAUCCCCCGAUCUACAGCUGCAGGGCGGUGCAACACAACCACAGCCGGCGCAUCACCAUCAUCCGCAAACUAUACUCAUACAGGGACAGAAUCAAACGUCAAUUGUUAGCCUGCAACAGACAGCUGACGGAAACUAUAUACCCGUCUCUUCUGGCGUAGGACAGGGUGAAGAGGAAUCCGAUUGCGAUAAGCCGACAAAGAUCUGCAAGACAGAAACUUCGGUCGCCUCGCCGGCAUCCAACUCGUCCACAUCGAAUAAUGCUGGUGGCGUGACUGGCGUGACAGCAUCGGGCCAAGCUAUUGUGACACAAAUUGUAGUAGCGCGCGACGGAAAAGAUAAAAAUAUGACUAGUUUAGGCAUGGGCAUGAAUGGCGGCCUGUUGGGCGUGCCUAUGGGCUUUCUAGACUUCACACCCGAACCACCAGCACCAUCGGCCACACCAGUUAACGUAACGGAACACGUCGAUCUCUCCUGCAAUCCAAGCACGGACACUCGUGAUCUAUCAAACCCCACCGAACCCCUGGAUAUCGACAAUCACUUGGCUCAACACAUUCACCGGCUCGAUCAAUCUCCUAUGCAUUCAAUGGCGCAUCACCACACCGGCGAUGAAAGUAACUCGAAUCUCGUGCAGCACAUCAAGAGCGAGGUAAUCGAAGCUAAGCAUUUGGCCGCUGCUCAGCAACAUGCGCAUGCCCAAGCGCAGGCGCAGCAUGCGCACCACCAGGCGCAGCAGGUACACCAAAUGCACGCUCAGCAGCUGCUUGCGCAGAGUCAGGCACAGCAGCAACAGCAGCAGCAACACCACCAGCCACAAUCCUCGGUGCACUCACAGCAUGCACAACAUGCUUCGCAUGCCGAAAUAUCGGGCGGCACUGUUAUGGAGAUUGAUCCGAGCCAAAUUAAGCACGAGCCAGGCAUGAUUAUAACGCCAGAGAUUGUCAACAUGAUGUCCACAGCGCAUAUGGACAUGUAUAACUCCGAUACGAGCGAGGACUCAAUGAUGAUCGCCAACGGUUCGCCGCACGAUCAAAAUGAGCCGCAUUAUACUAAUUUGGAUCAGCAACACGUCGGCUUAGGCAGCAGCGGUGGUGCUGGUGCCGGUGCUGGUGGUGGUGGUGGUAGUGACAAAGGUCAGUUUAAUGGUCCCAAAGCUUGGACACAAGAUGAUAUGAAUUCAGCUUUAGAUGCAUUAAAGAAUCAAAACAUGAGCCUGACGAAAGCAUCUGCCAUUUAUGGCAUCCCAUCAACCACUCUAUGGCAACGAGCUCAUCGUUUGGGCAUCGAAACGCCAAAGAAGGAAGGUGGCACCAAAUCUUGGAAUGAAGAUGCAUUACAAAAUGCAUUGGAAGCACUACGCUCUGGUCAGAUAUCGGCAAAUAAAGCGUCAAAAGCCUUUGGUAUCCCAUCAUCGACAUUGUAUAAGAUUGCUCGUCGUGAAGGCAUACGUCUGGCUGCGCCGUUCAAUGCCGCUCCAACCACGUGGACACCCGAGGAUUUGGAGCGUGCAUUGGAGGCGAUACGCGCCGGUAAUACGUCUGUACAAAAAGCUAGUGCUGAAUUCGGUAUACCGACAGGAACACUUUAUGGACGCUGCAAACGUGAGGGCAUCGAAUUGUCACGUUCGAAUCCAACUCCUUGGUCUGAAGAUGCCAUGAACGAGGCAUUGAAUUCAGUGCGUGUUGGCCAAAUGUCUAUCAAUCAAGCGGCUAUACACUACAACCUGCCUUACAGCUCGCUUUAUGGGCGCUUCAAGCGCGGCAAAUACGAUGUGUCGAACCCUAGUGGCGUAUCGCUGAAUAACACAUCGGGCAACACAACUGGCAGCAUUGAGAUUAUCGAGCAUAGUCAGGAGAAUUCGUUGCAUAUGUUGCAGCAACAGUUUCCGUACAGUCCUUCGCCGCAUCCACCGACACCUCAACAUCACGGCACGCCUCAAGCGGCGUCAACGCCACAACACAUGCAGCAACAUGUUGUGCAUAUGCAACAGUCGCCGCAUCCGCAUGCCCAUCAGCAACAUAUUCAACAACAGCAACAGGAUGUGGUCACAUCAAGCAGCCAGGUGCAUGCUAGCCAACAGCAACAACAACAACAACAGCAGCAGCAGCAGCAACAACAACAACUUCAACAGAUCUAUCAGCACCAUGGAACGCCGGAGCGAAGUUGAGAAUCACUGCAGGCUGCGGCAAUGUUGGGUGGCGGCGGUGGUGGCGGCAACACGGCAACAGGAUCAACCACAGCAUUUGCAAGCAUAUCGGGCAUGGUGGGCGGCAAUGCCACCGGAAGUGGCAGCAGCAGCACCAGCAAGCGAAAAAAAUCAACUAAGCAAAAGCGUUGAGAAAACGCCACCGACGCUGUUGACACGUUCAACAGCACCACCAACGUCGUUGCCAGCAGCAGCUGCCAGACAUCGAGGCAGCAACAGCAGCUGGACAACAAACCCCCCACUCCAGGCUUGGAUAACAUCAAGUUUAGAUUUAACUCCAAGCAUUGGAAACGUAAGCUUAGACAAUUUCAUCAGCUAUUGUCAAAACAAUAAGAUUCUUAAGGUUAUAUACCAGAUUAGUGUUACCGAAAUCAAUCAAAACAGAAACAACACAAAACUGGACAUUAGUUACACAACAUCAAUGUGUAUAAAAUGUAAAUACAUAAAAAUAUGCUUUAUCUACAUCAACAUUAAAGUAGCUACAUAAAUCGAAAGUCCCUUAUUUUAGAAGUAAGCUACUUGUAAAAGAGUAAUGAAUUUUUCAUCUAGAUUUGGAAGUGAAUUAUUAUAUAGUUUAGUUGCCCAACAUAAGAAGCAUUGUUAAAAAGGAAGAUUUCAAUUUUUCGUUUUUUCGAUUUUUCGACCGUGAACAUGUAAAAACGUUAUAAUAAUUAGGCAAAACGGCGUUCUAUUAUAAUUUUGGUAUACUUCUGUAUCAGCUUUAUUUCGCUUAGUGUGAGACUGAAUGUGCAACUAGGAAACGUUAGCAAGCACAACAGGUGAGGUGAAGAACAAACAUGCGAGACACAUGAAAAAUUGCUUCUUUUUCUGUUUUGAAAGGGUUUAUGUUUAUGUAAUUAAACCCAAUUAAAAAAUAUUGUCUUUUCAAUCCACUCAUUAAAAACUAUUGACGGGCGGAAUAGUUUUGUUUUAGUUUCAUAAGAAUAAUGCGCGAAGCAAUUGAUGUUUUUUAAUGAAGUUUAGAAAAUUCAUUAGUUUACAAUUGAAGAAAAAUUAAACGUAAAAUUUAUGCAGAAAUGAAAAUCAAAUGAAAUAAUUGUAUUUUUGAUAUAAAAACAUAAAUGUAUAAAUCGAAUAAACUUGCUAAUAACUUAAACACAAAUUGAUGUCAUUUCUGAAAUGCAUUAAGAGAUCCAUUUCAAAAUCAAUAAAAUUUCAAUAAACACCAUGCAUAUAUAGAUAUGUAGGGAAAUAAAAUUGUAAACAGACACCCACAUGCAUAUAUGGUCAAGAAUGAGUUAUUUUUUAAGUUCACUGACAUUUGGUUGGAUUCAUAUUAAUAACUGUGUAUGUUAUAAAGGGAAGAUAUGCAUACCAUUAACAAACCUGACAUCAUGUAUAUUAACUAUAUAUACAUAUAUACAAAUAUUGAGUAAAGAAGUUGUAAAGUUUUGUUGCGAAGUAACAGCAGAAUAAUAAACUCGUAAAAUAGUUUUAUUUUUGCAAAGUGCAAGGCUAGGUUUGCAUAUAGUAUGACAAAAUAUAUCUCAAUAAUUGGUUAAGAGAGUAGAAAAUCUAUAAAAUAGAAUGAGCCAGCCAGAUUUUAAUAUAAAUACUGCAAAAUCUGUUAAACCAUUUACUUUUAUAUAGAGAACACUUGUAAAGAAGAAACCUGUAUAGCUUCCAUUAGUUCUAAAGUAAGGACACUGUAUAUUUUUCAAAAUUAUAUUUUGCUUCCGUUUCUGGUUUGGUAACACAAAUUGUAAAUAUAUCACAUAACUAUUAGUAUUAAGAUAUAAAUCAAGCAUUGCAGAACUUGCUCUUAAUUUAUUCUAUGCAUAAAUAAAAGCCCCAUAGAGUUAUCGUAGAACUGAAUGCAAUAUCCUUACACCUACUCUAUAUAAUUUAAUUCCUAUUAUUUGUAGAGUGCUUUAUAUUUUUGAUUUCUCUUAGAUGGGUAAUAUUGACGUAAGUUAAAUAUGCUAGAACGGCAUAGAAUCCGCAUAUGUAUGAAAAAUAUAUACAGCAGGUACAAGCGAUAAAAGAUAUCAUAAUAACUCUGUUAAAAUUGUCGCAAAAACAAUAUAAAAAAAAGGAAAACAGAAUGCAUAAGAUUUCUUCACGUAUGAAAAUGCAGAAGAAAUUCAUUAAAUUACUAUGUAAGGAUAUAAAAAAUUUAGUUUAAACCUUAACCACACAAUAUAUAUAGCACAUUUCCGAUUAUUAUAUACAUAUAAAUAACUAUAAAUAUAACUGUAAACUGAAAGGAAAAGAAAUCAUAUUAUAUAUUUAACAACCCAAAUUAUUGUAGCACGUAACACAUACGUACAUACAUAAGUAGUACAUGGCAAUUGGAGUCGCAGGCAAAUUAACCACAUUUAAUGUAAUAUUGGUCGAAAGUAAUUUUGAAAGUGAGGAACUUUAAAUAAAAAUGAUUGAAUAAUAUACAAAA